AUGCUCGGUAAUUUGGAUAACAUCACAUUGGACAUGGACCAAACUCCUCCAAAUCAAGACACUGGUGCGAGUAACAUCCGAGUAAAGGUUAUGCAACGAGAACAUUUGUGGAGUCGCCUUCAAAGUACACGCAAUGAAAUCUCCGAAUUCCCCAAUAUGUCCGAGUCAGAGUUGAAGGUCAAAGCGGACAUGUUAGAGCGACAGUACAACACUUUCAAAAAAAUACAGUCCGCGUUAGAAGAAUUAGACGAGUCGCAGUUUGGCUUCAAUCAUCGAGUAGAAUUUGAAUCGGCGUAUUUCACCAUAAAAAGCGCAAUCACCAGUAGACUAGUGGCGCCAAAUUUUGAUCACCUAAGCAGCACCCGCAUGAACUCUUCGCAAAUUCAUCGCAAAGUAAACCUGCCAAAAUUACAACUAUCUAAAUUUAGUGGGCGCCACACAGACUGGUUAGAUUUUUAUAAUAUGUUCCUCGCAUUGGUUCAUAAUAAUGCUGAUUUAACUGACAUCGAGAGAUUUCAGUAUUUGCGCUUAUGUCUCACAGACGGCGCGGCACGGCUAAUUCAGUCAUUAGAAGUUACACCAGCCAAUUAUCAAAGGGCGAUUGAUCUCACCGUGGGUAGAUUUGACAACAAGCGGUUUAUAUUUCAAUCGCAUUUAUCAACAAUUUUUGAUGUGCAAAAGGUCACCAAGCCGAGUGUGUCAAGUCUACGCGAAUUCAUCGAUAGCAUUAAUGCUAAUCUGCGCGCCAUGCAAUCGCUGGCGACCACCAUUCAAAUUGCUGAUGGAAUAAUUCUUCACCUGGUAACGUCUAAGCUAGACGAAAAUACGCGAAGCAAAUGGGAAGAAGAAGUGGCUGCUAAAUUUGAUCGAAAGUCAGUAACCACCUUGCAGCUUCCAACAUGGAACGAUUUGGCAGAUUUUCUCGAACGCCGAUGCCAAACGUUCAAUAUCAUCGAAGCCAAUCAAUCAAGCUCAGAUGGUUCCGCCAGUCACAAAAAUCAUACAUCGAAACCAUAUUCAUCGAAACAGCUCUCUUUCACCACCACAACUGCAUCGUCGAAAUGUCCACUUUGUGAAACAAGGUCAUAUCAUAAUGCAUUCAAUUGUGUGAAGUUCAUGAAAAUGGAUCCUCUUGAGCGGUACAAUUUGAUUAAACGGUUAAAAUUAUGUCUCAAUUGCUUUGGUUUUAACCACUCGUCGAAUCAAUGCCCAUCACUUCGUCGGUGCCAGCACUGUCGUGCGAGCCACCACACCUUGCUGCAUCGCACAUAUGGUAGCAAGGCAGACGACAACAACAAAAUGGAAGAUGGGAAGGCUGAGAAGUCAACAACGCUACAGGCUGGUAUCGUUACAGCUCUCUCAUCGCACGUGUGUUGUUGGACUCAGGUUCUCAGCUCCAUUUUGUCACCGAAAGAAUUGCACAACAUCUUCGGCNACACUGCGGGAAGCUCUCUCAUGGCACGUGUGUUGUUGGACUCAGGUUCUCAGCUCCAUUUUGUCACCGAAAGAAUUGCACAGCAUCUUCGGUUACCGCGCAAAAAGCGCAGCAUAGAGGUAACGGGCAUUGGAUCUACAACAACGAAAACGCAGCAAGUAUGCUGUGUUGUACUAAAAUCGCGCCAUACAGCAUUUUCGUCGACUUUGGAAGCGGUCAUCAUACCGACAAUAACUUCGUGUCAACCCAGCAAUCGUGUCAGCAUUGAGAAAUGGAAUUUGCCUAACAACAUAAAUUUGGCAGAUGAACAGUUCUACGAGCCAGCAACGAUCGAUUGUCUUAUUGGAGCAGCGUUGUUUUAUGAUUUGCUUCUCGUCGGUCAAAUCAAGCUGCGCAACAAUUCGCCGGUUCUGCAGAAAACUAAACUCGGUUGGAUAGUUUCUGGCAUCGCUAACUCAUCUGCACCAAUAGCUUCAUCACCAAAAACCUCAUCGUUGAAUAAAUCAUCGGCCUAUAUGGCAUUUCUCACCAUGUCCGAAGAACCAGUUCUCGUUGCAAACCUUUUGGGCAUUGGAAGAACACCACACCAAUUCAUUAACGUCAGUUUCGCCAGAGGAGCAAGCAUGUGA
Messenger RNA from Rhagoletis zephyria (snowberry fruit fly), 2064 nucleotides. RefSeq lists its product as uncharacterized. The record is from RefSeq and is a predicted model, not a curated record. Lineage: Eukaryota; Metazoa; Arthropoda; Insecta; Diptera; Tephritidae.